GGAACAUUUCUACCAGAGAAGAGCCCCUGACUACUGUCUGAAGGCAAAAAAAUGUCUAUGAGUAGAUCAUCGGGAACUCUCCUUUAAAAGAAGAACCUCUCAAUGCUAGUUGUUUGAAAACAAAGGGAGAGAUCAAAUGCCAUCUGAAUGGAAGCUGAGAGCUAUGCUUGUUGCAGUGACUCCCAAGAAGCUGGUUGCAAGACAACUGGUGUUUAUAUUUGUAUUACAGAUGACAAGUUGCCAGUACUUUAAGCAAGCGAAAUCUCCAAUACUUCCACACAACCCUUUUAUUGCUGUGUGGAAUGCCCCAACAGAACAGUGCAGGCUCAGGUAUAAGGUGGAUCUGGACCUCAGUGUUUUUGAUAUAUUUUCCAACUCCAAUGAGACACUCAGUGGGUCAGCCAUCACCAUAUUUUAUCACAAUCAUCUAGGCAAAUACCCUUAUUUCAACAAAAAUAAAGUUCCUGUAAAUGGAGGAAUCCCCCAGAAUGUUAGUCUUAAGGAACAUUUGAAGAAGGCCAAGGCUGACAUUAAGAAAGUCAUCCCAGUUGAUGACUUCAGUGGCCUUGGAGUGAUUGACUGGGAAGACUGGAGACCUCUGUGGGUCCGAAACUGGGGUCAUAAAAAUAUCUAUCGGAAAAAAUCCAUACAAAUUGUGAGAAAGCUCCAUCCUGACUGGCCAGACAAACAAAUUAAUUUAGAAGCCAGGAAAGAAUACGAAAAUGCUGGGUGGAAAUUUAUGAAUAAUACACUGGGGUUAGCAGAGAAGAUUAGACCACAUGGCCUCUGGGGGUUCUAUCUCUUCCCAGAUUGCUACAACCAUAACUAUAAGAAAGACCCAAAGAAAUAUACUGGGAAGUGCCCCGCAAUUGAAUACAAGCGUAAUGACAAGUUACUCUGGUUAUGGGAAGAAAGUGGCGCUCUCUAUCCUUCCAUCUAUCUGCCACUUGAAUUGAAGUCAAGCCCAAAUGCACUGAAAUUUGUCCAUUACCGACUGAAAGAAGCUAUCAGGUUAGCCUCCAUAGCAGUAAAGGAUUACACUCUCCCAGUCUUUGCAUAUGGACGUCCAUUUUAUGCAUAUGAGUUUGAGCCUCUGACUAAGAUUGACUUGGUUCAUACAAUUGGUGAGAGUGCUGCCAUGGGGACUGCUGGGAUCAUUCUUUGGGGAAGCAUCAAUUAUGCAAGAUCAAAGAACCACUGUUUAUCAGUGAAGCAAUAUGUGGAUGGACCCCUAGGACAUUAUAUUGUUAAUGUGACAUCUGCCGCAAAAUUGUGCAGCAAACAUCUUUGCAAGAACCAUGGCAGGUGUGUGAGGCAGAACAUUAGCUCCAAAACAUACCUCCACCUGGAUCCAAACCAUUUCAAAAUCCAAGCCAAUCUUGAAGGAGUGCAUCCCAGAUUUUCUGUGAAAGGAAGAAUGAAUACAAGGGACAUCAAAGUCAUGAAAGAAAAGUUCACAUGUCAGUGUUACGAAGGCUGGAUUGGGAUAUCUUGUGAGGUACCUGUUCUUGAGAUCCCUUCAGUGGAUAGAAAAUUCCGGAACACGACGAUUAGAACAAAUACAGCACCACGGUUACCAUUUUCAUUGGCCACUCCUGUUGUCUUCCAGCUGGUUUUUCAAAUGCUUUAUUUUCAACAUUAGAAAAAGCUUGCAUGGCAAGUGGAUGAUGUGAUAAAGAUGUGAUUUAUCAGAUGUAUACAAAUGAAUGUGCACUAUGAUCCAACUGGGACACUUGGUUGUAGGAGAGCUUUUUAUGCCCAAAGAUAUGACUGUAACUAUCACAUCUGGUCCAGCACACUCUUUUCAGCAAUCAAUAUAGCAAUUAAUCAGUUGAUUCCUGAAUAAUUCAGGAUCUGCCUGAAAGUCCUAUCUAAUAAUGAAAUAAAUUUGGGAGAAUCAGUUUUUAAGAUUUGUUUCUGUAAUGUACGUUUUCUUCCCUCAUUAGAUCUCCACACCAUGUUUUGAUAGAAUGAGUGAACAGGGACCAUGUUCCUUGAUCACUGCUACCCUCCAGUGUGUAAUUCUGGAUAGUUUGAUGGCAGCAAUGUGACCAAGGCAUUGUGGUGGCUCAGUGAGUUUAAACUGUGAGCAAGUGGGUCACAAUAGAUCUAAGGCUCAGUUCCCAAUCUCUGGUGAGUUAACUGACCUCAGCCAAGUUAGUGGUUGGGAUUUUGGAAGUGGCCUUAGUGUCCUGAUUCAGGAGGGUGAGGGAAUUACUGACCUGGCUUUCUGCACUGAAUGGAUCCUGUAUGUUGUGCUGGAGAUGUGCAUGCUUGGAAGCUGGUUUUUGAAAUGGUAAAGUAACUUGUCCACAUUUACUGUCUGGACAUAAAGUUGCAUGCUGAUCACUUCUAUCCAACAAGGAAUUAACAUGCUUAGGAAGAGAGAGAAGGAAUCCUGAAAGAAACGAAAGGUUUUCAAAAAUAUAAGGUGGAAAGUAGUGCACAAAAUAUCAUUAGUAUUUGAAACACAAGGAUGUAAAUUAAAGCACUCUUGAGAUUGCAAAUAUGCUUAACCAGAAUGUAUUUGGGAGAACAUUUGGGAUGAAUUUUUAUUAACAUAGACUAUUUCUUUUCCUACCUAUGUAGCAAAUGGGUGUAAUAAACUUUAGAAAGUUUUAAAGAAAUAUAAUGUUAUUUAAGACUGAUUAUGGCAGAAGGCUUUUCGCAAAUCUGGCUUUGUGCGGGUAUUCCUUAAUAGUGUAGGGGCAGAAUUCACUAAUAUUUCAAUUUCAAUUGUUUAAUAUACAACAAGAACUUGAAAAUAAAACCAUACAAUCCAUGCAA
Molecule: messenger RNA, 2787 nt
Organism: Stegostoma tigrinum
Lineage: Eukaryota; Metazoa; Chordata; Chondrichthyes; Orectolobiformes; Stegostomatidae
Gene: hyal6
Product: hyaluronoglucosaminidase 6
Exons: 5
Coding region: 137-1642 (501 amino acids)
Biological process (GO): carbohydrate metabolic process; hyaluronan catabolic process
Molecular function (GO): hyalurononglucosaminidase activity
Source: RefSeq, a predicted model, not a curated record